Loxodonta africana (African savanna elephant) is the source of this 1081-nucleotide messenger RNA. It is a transcript of the gene TSN, whose product is annotated as translin. Gene Ontology annotation, biological process: RNA metabolic process. The transcript is spliced from 6 exons. Gene Ontology annotation, cellular component: cytoplasm; nucleus. The record is from RefSeq and is a predicted model, not a curated record. Gene Ontology annotation, molecular function: sequence-specific DNA binding; single-stranded DNA binding; RNA binding. Lineage: Eukaryota; Metazoa; Chordata; Mammalia; Proboscidea; Elephantidae. Bases 111 to 797 code for a protein of 228 amino acids.
GGCGGCGGCGGCGGCGGCGGCGGGCGUUGCGAUUGACUGCGUUUCUGGUGCCCGGGCCGCGCUCUCUGGCCUCCUUCCCUGCACUGGUUGACUGCAGUGCCACCGGCGCCAUGUCUGUGAGCGAGAUCUUUGUGGAGCUGCAGGGCUUCUUGGCUGCGGAACAGGACAUCCGAGAGGAAAUCCGAAAAGUUGUACAGAGUUUAGAGCAAACAGCUCGAGAAAUUUUAACUCUACUUCAAGGGGUCCAUCAGGGUACUGGGUUUCAGGACAUUCCAAAGAGGUGCUUGAAAGCUCGAGAACAUUUUGGUACAGUAAAAACACAUCUCACGUCUCUGAAGACCAAGUUCCCUGCUGAACAGUAUUACAGAUUUCAUGAGCACUGGAGGUUUGUGUUGCAGCGCUUGGUCUUCUUGGCAGCAUUUGUUGUGUAUUUGGAAUCAGAAACACUAGUGACUCGAGAAGCAGUUACAGAAAUUCUUGGCAUUGAGCCAGAUCGGGAGAAAGGAUUUCACCUGGAUGUAGAAGAUUAUCUCUCAGGAGUUCUGAUUCUUGCUAGCGAACUGUCCAGGCUGUCAGUCAACAGUGUGACUGCUGGAGACUACUCCCGGCCCCUUCACAUCUCCACCUUUAUCAAUGAGCUGGAUUCCGGUUUCCGUCUUCUCAACCUGAAGAAUGACUCAUUGAGGAAGCGCUAUGAUGGCUUGAAGUAUGAUGUGAAGAAAGUAGAAGAGGUGGUCUAUGAUCUCUCCAUCCGUGGUUUCAAUAAGGAAACAGCGGCUGCUUACGUAGACAAAUAGGAGGCCCUUCCCUCCUCCUGGCCUGUUUACUUCAGCGGUUGCCAGUGAGGGGUGAGCACAGUGCCUCUUGCGGUAGUUAGAAUGCCCAGUUGCUAAACACCGUGCUUUAUUUUCUUAACCAGUUAUGUGGUGUAUCAGAAGUGAAACACUUUUUUGGGGGUUAAAAAAAAUCAAGGACAGAAUUUUCUUUGUUGUUUCAGUGAAUUUGCUCUGUAAUCCAGUGUGUUUCAUUUUCGUCAAGAAAUGUAAGUGUCAAUUUCUUGGUAAAGUCCUUUUCUUGCUUA